Messenger RNA from Cylindrotheca closterium, 636 nucleotides. Lineage: Eukaryota; Bacillariophyta; Bacillariophyceae; Bacillariales; Bacillariaceae. The record is from the annotation of a GenBank genome assembly.
AUGGCUCGACUUUCCUUUUUACUGCUCUCAAUGAUGGCACUAUCUUGUGACGCCUUUGUCAGCCCCUCUUCGUCGCUUGCUAGGCGCGUCACUUGUCCGUCUGCGACCGCGGUCAAUUCAGCAUUUGAUGGAAUCAAGGGUCCCAUUCAAAGUUACGUGGACAUUUGGACCCCCCUUUUUCAACAAGCCAAAGAAGCUGGGUUGGCUCCCGACUUUUUGCUUCACUGGGGACACGGCGGAGCCAUGGCGACAGUCCUCUUGACAAUGGGUGUGUUUGGAGCGUACCUUGGAUGGCAAACACGACUAGGUAACGGAAACGAAGUCAAUGCACUGACACUUGGUGAAACGGUGCGAGAAAUGCAUCCAAAGCUGAUGGGCGGUGCUCUGUUCUUCUUUCUUUUGGGAGGACAGGGUGGUCUAGUCUUAUUGGCGACUCAAGGGCAAAAUAUUUUGGAGUCACCACAUGCAAUGACCGCGGUGAUUGGCAUCAGUCUGUUGGGUAUCCAAGCCAUUCUUCCGAAGCUCUUCGAAUCGACACCAGCUGCCCGUGACGUGCACGCCUAUCUCGGAUCGGCAACGAUGGUUGCUUUGUUUGCUCACAUGGCAACAGGCAUCAACCUUGGACUCUCUUUCUAA